UUUACUUAAAUGUCAGUGAAGGAGGGAGUUGUGCGUGCAACAGUUACAUAAGAAAGGAAGUAUGACAACUAUUGGAUCUCGUUGUUUUGGUGUUAGUGCUGUGAAGUGGUAGUGUUGUCAACCGUUUGUGUGAUCUCUGAUCGUUGUCAUGGAAUCGUACGAUGAAGAUCUCAAUGAAAAUCCUUUUUUUCACAUGUUGCAGACGGAACACACAGAAUUGUUUCAGAAAGCAACUGUCGAAGGAUGGAUAAUUUGUGUACCGUGUGAAGGAUCAGUGCCAAAGUACGCUCUUACCGUAGAGGAUUUUUUUAGCCACAUCCUGAUUCCGAGCGACGAAUUACCAGAGAGUCAUUUUAGAACGCUAAAUGAUCGGGACGUCCGUAUUUGUAAUCGUGUGGUUACAGUGGAAGAAAACGAUAUUUCGAGACCCGUGACAACUCAUAUUCUGUUCGAAGAAACGUAUUACACAGAUGAUCUAUUGAAGUAUAAAGUAUUAUGUUUAGAACACCCACUUGAACGUCAUUCAGAUUUUGGGCCAGUGAGCAGUAACUCCUCAGUCGUCAUUAGUAUUCAGACUUUGAGGGACUGUAUAGACUUGUUGUGGACGGAAAGUAGAGGUAGGGAUGUACUUGAAAAAAUUGAUCAGUUGAUUCGUGAUUUUCUUUCGUGUAAUAAUAAUUUGGAGUUUGAACCGCUUCAAGUGCAGAAAGAUUUAGUUGGUAGUCUGUACACAAUUUGUUUACAGAAUGCUCUAAGAGACAGCCGUCUACGAGAAAGAACAAGUACAAAUAAACAUCUUCUUGAGAAUGUUAAAUUAGCAGUGGAAACCUACAUGCUUCACACUGUGUACAAGAAAGUAAUAAAAGGUGUAACAGCCUGUACUGCUCAUGACGACGCCAAUUUGAAUAAAAUCAUUAGGAAUCUUUCAGAUAUCCAGUUGAGAGAUUUAGGUGUUCGCCAAGAUCUAUAUGAUACUGUGCCUUGGGCGAAGCAGGAACUCGCUCGUAUUGAUGGGUACAGUACUGUAUUGGGCAAGGUUGGCUGUCUGAAACGUAUGUUGGGAGCCAUCACAAAGCAACAUCCUAGCAAGAACAGUCCUGACCUUUUUGUUGGUAAUGUUAUUGCUGCAGAUGAUCUGUUGCCUAUGAUAGUUUUCCUUGUAAUUAAAACUGGUCUACCUAACUGGAUUGCUCACUUGACAUUUAUGAAACAGUUUCAUUUUUCAAAUCCGUCUAAAUGUCAAGUGGAUGAAUACAGUUUCUUAAUUACAUCUUUAGAAGCUGCAAUUGAACACAUUAACUCUGGUCUUUUCCUAGGAUCUUCCAUUCCAGAAGCUCAAAUAGUUUAUGAAGAAAAAUAUGACAAGUACAAGAAGGAUGAUGAGGAACAACAGAGAGUGUCUGCUGAGCCUAGUGGUAUUGAAUACUUGUUUGAACAGAUAAAACUGGGAAAUGAAAGUGAGGUGAAAGAUAUUCUGGAUAGAAGCAUUGGUUCAAAUUGUAUGAGAGAGAGAGAAUCAUCUACCAAGAAAAAUGAUAUAAUAUUGAAAUUAUGCCAUCCAUUAUGUUCCUGUGAUAAAUGCGAGAGUAUCAUUUCGAAAAGCUUGUGCAACACUACUCCCACAAUUAAUUCAUGUGAUGACAGAGGUUUCACAGCACUCCAUGUGGCCUGCAUGUUUGGGCGCCCAACUAUGGUUGAUCUUCUUCUGAAGUAUGGUUCUAAUGUUAAUGCCUGUGACUAUAGUGGUUCAACUCCUGUGCAUUAUGCUGCUGCCAAAGGUUAUCAGAAUGCACUGUUACUGUUGGCUCAUGCAGGUGCACACAUAGAUAUUGCUGACAACGAAGGCAAUACUCCACUUCAUUUGGCAUGUAAUAAUGGCCACGAAGGCUGUGUGAAGGCAAUCAUAUAUUUUGCUGAACAUGUUGGACUGAAAUUAAAUAUUAAUUGUGCAAAUAGUCAAGGUAAUACUGCUCUUCAUAAUGCUGCUCGCUGGGGUUAUGAGGGUAUUGUCCAUUUGCUUUUGGAAAAUGGUGCACGGCCAGGAGCAGAGAAUAAACGCCACAUAACACCCCUUGAUUAUGCCCACAACAUCCACAUUACAAGGCUUCUGAUGAGGGCCAUAAAAACAAUGCCACCAAGUGGUUUAAUGCCUGGUAGUAGUAAUGGCAUUGUAACAAACCUCACAUCAAAAAGCAAAGAACUCCAUGUAGCAGCUUCAUCAAAGAAGACUCUUGAUUUCAGCGACAGUGUGAAACCCAGGAAAGUGUCAGGUGCAUCGCUGCAGAAAGGUUCAAAGACAAAAAAAGUAUUUUAUGGAGUCUUGCCCGAGACUACACAGGGGAUGCGGAAUGUAGAGAAGCUUCUGAAAGCAAUAGCUGCUGGUGACACAAGACUUGCUUGUUAUUACAUGGGACUUGAUGCUAAUGAUGAAGCUGCAUCACAGAAGGCAGAACAGCCAGAACAACAGCAUGAAAAAUGUCACCCAUUAUGCACUUGUGAAAAGUGUCAACCGGAAAAUGAUGUUAAUUCAGAUGAAAAUGGAACUGAUGAAGAGCACUCACACCAUAUACUUGAUGUUAAUGUUUGUGAUGGUGAGGGCUUUACACCAUUACAUGUUGCAGCUAUGCAUGGGCGUUUAGAUCUUACACGUUUGCUGAUUGAUGCUGGUGCACUAGUAGAUGUACGGACUCGGACCAAAGCUGCAACACCACUUCACUUUGCUUGUCAAAAUCAGAGACUUCAGGUUGUGCAGCUUCUGUUAAGGCGGUCUGCAGAUCCAGAUAUUCAGGAUUGGCAUGGGAACACAGCUUUGCAUUAUGCUUGUUAUGUUGGCAGCAUAAGACUUGUUGAAACAUUGUUGCAGCUUGCAUCUCCAAGGUUGGAUUUGAAGAAUGCAUCUGGUAAAUCAGCAGUACAGGAAGCUGAAGAGAAGAUGGCUCUUACCAUUGUCAAACUGUUGCGUGGAGGGAAGCAAUUUGUUGGAAAUGGUGAUGAGAGUAAAGACUGCUGAAGGGAAUUGUGUACUGAAUGGUUUUGCUACUGAGUGAAAGAAAAAAUAUUUUAGUACAGUAUUUACCAGUAUCAACAUUUAUAUUAUGUCUAUAUGUAGUUACUUUUUGGCCUGUGAGCAACAUUCAUUGAUGUUAAGGCUUCAUUUGCUUGCUUCAGAAAUUAAGACAUAUAGAUGUUAUUAGUGUAUUAUUAAAAUAACUGUUAGCAGUUUCCCUAUAAUUUAACUGUUUCAAGAUCUCUGUGUUCAACAAGUCGUUCAGAAACCUUAUGUAUCAAGAAUGCUGUAUAUUUAUUAUACACCACAAGAUUCAGAUGUUAGUAGACAGUGCAUUGUAAUUUUCUUUUAUCAGCCUAAGUAGGCUACAGUGUACAACAUAGUCCUGAAAGAAAUGAAUUCUUUGUGCGAGAAUGUGUUUUCGUAAUGUUCCAUGAAGUAGAAUCUUCAUGUGUCUGUUAUUAGAGGAAUUAAUUCAUAAAGUAAGAAAACUGUUUGAGCAAAGUGUCCAGUUGCAAUAAAAUUCUCUUGGGAAUGCAGAAUAAAUAAUGGAUUAGCGAACACAGGUCUAUAUGUUGUCAUCUGAUGGGUUUUUUCUUUAGCUACUAAAGAAUUGUACUGUAUGUGAAAAGUGAAAUGUAAACAAAAAUGAGCAAAGGUAAUGCUGAUGCUUAUAUGACUUUUAUGAGGCCUUACUGAAUUUAUAUUUGUUUCUGACUGGUGUUGAUUUUUAAGGCUGGUGGCCUUCAUGGUGAAAAAGCACUUAUAAGCAGAUAGUAAACAGUACAACAUUUUGAAUCUGUCUUUCAUUUUUAAGUACUAAAUUGCUAUACUGUGGAGCAGUGAAAAGUGCUAUUCUCUUGUACUUGAAAGGCAUUACUUUACAAUGAUAUGCAAAAGCACAUGUGUGUGUUUUACAAUUUUCUUUGCCUUUGAAAGAUCUGUCACCAAUUUAUUAUUUCCAUCACAUUUAGCAAUGUGACUUGGUCAGGCACUUCAGAAAAAGUGUCACUAUUCAUGACUUACCUUAGUUAUGUUCUUUACAGUGAUGGUCUCCUGUUAUAGGAAUAUAUUGCCUUACUAUACUUUUGAUUUUCAUUUUGUUAAGAGUUCAUGGUUGCUGAAACCCAAUUUUCAUUCAGAAGACCAUACAUUUUGAAUUAUGAUAUGUUUUACUUCAUUAGUAGAUUUUGCGUAACCAUUCAGUACAAGUGAUCUGUAAGCUUUACGGUUUUACUGUGAUCUCCCCAACAAUGUCCCAUGAAAGUCAAUGCUAUUUUGGAGUUGUUUGUGAUCCACAGCAUUCUGUUACUUUUUAUUAGAUUUUUUUUUAAUUUUUAUAACUUGUUCCAAACCAUAUAUGUUUAAUAAUGCAACAUAGGCUGCUUUAAUCUGAAUCCUGGGUAACUGGCAUUUUUAUGGUGUGUGUAUGCAUGGUUGCAUAAAUCUUGAUGUUCUUAUUGGUGCUAACCAUUUGGUGCUAUGUAAAGUAAAUCUGCUUAUUUUUAAAUUGUUAUUAAUUACUUUAUGUGGUAUGUUCAUGGUUUUUGUAACAGCAACAUUAAUACAGUGGCAGUUACUUUUGGAGAUUAACACUUGGAAUUUUGAAGUAAUAAUUUGUUAUUAAAAGAUAUGAUUGAAGGGAAAUUACAAAACCAUUCUCAGCAGAAGGAAAGAUUGGAACUGAAGAUGUUCAUUGUGUAAAAUAUUUCUAAGUUGGGUUUCCACAUGCACUGAAAACUUUCUUAUGGAUACUCCUCACUGUCUGCAUUAUAAAACACUUUGCUGUCUGUAAAACUGACAGUCAGAGAAGUUAAAAGCUGUUUCAUUUACUGGCGUAGUAUCACUUCCUGCAACACUGCUGAAGAUUCUCUGCUGAUCAUGAUAACAGGUGGAAAUUCAUCCAUUCUGCUUCUGUUCAUUCUCUUGGCCCUGUUUUAUUUCAUAGUCUAUCUGACACUGUGUCAGGGAAGUGAGAUUUAUGUGUAACUAGCUAGGUACUGUUUGUGGGGCAGUGUACGUUUAGAAUCAGAGGAAGAUGUGAUAGAAAUUAAAGAGGGAAGCCAUUGCCAGAGAUUGCACACGCCUACUGAAGAAAUUUCCCAGAAACGAAAAUAAAAUCACAAUCUUGUAUAUGAUAAGUUUCACUCUUGCCAUUCUAGGGGCAUUCGUGCAUUGUAUUUGAGUGUCACAUUGUGUCUUCUGAAUAUUUCACAUGUAUCAAACAGAGAUUUAGUGUAGCUACGGUCUGGGGAAUGCUUCCACAAUGAAAUAUUCUUUCUUCCAGAUGUGCUGGUCCUGCAAAUUUGCAUGAGAACUUCUGUGAAGUUUGAAAGGUAGAAAGUGAGGUACUGGUGGAACUAAAGCUGUGAGUGCAGGUCGUAACUCAUGUUUGGGUAGCUCAGUCAGUGGAGCACUUGCUCAAUGUCCCAGCUUAGAGUCUUCAUCUGGCACACAGGUUCCACCUGUCAGGAAGUUUCACUCAGUAAUUUGUUGACCGUUAAUCUCCAUGUUGACUGUGUGGUUACCCAUGUGAAUAGGAACUGUUUACUCAGUUUUGCGUGUCAUCCUUAUGACAAUUUGAGAGAGAAUGUAAGUGAUUUUACUAGUAACUUUUUUCUACUCCAGGUCACAUUUAUUUAAGCUGAUAGUCAUGGUGAUGGUUGGAUUCGGUUGUUUCGGGGAGAAGACCAGACAGCGAGGUCAUCGGUCUCAUCGGAUUAGGGAAGGAUAGGGAAGGGUCGGCCGUGCCCUUUCAAAGGAACCAUCCCAGAAUUUGCCUAGAGCGAUUUAGGAAAUCACGGAAAACCAAAAUCAGGAUGGCCGGACACGGGAUUGAACCGUCAUCCUCCCGAAUGCGAGUCCAGUGUGCUAGCCAAUGCGCCACCUCGCUCGGUCACUAGUCAUGGUGAAAACUGUUAUGCCCUGCAGCUGUUCAGUGAGACAUUAAAGAGCUCUACUAACAGAAGUGUCUAAUUUAGUGACUAUCAUCACAAGUCAGUCAGAUGCUUUUGGCUUGAUGUUUCAUAGCCGAACCAUUUUCUCAUAGAGCUUAGGACUUGUUAGUAAUUUGUUCUAAAGAAAUGAUCAUCACUUUUUGUAAUUUUCCACUCUUUGUUAUUACGUUGUAUUGCCUGAGUAAUGACAUGCUUUAAUUUUCCAUCAAAGAUGUCAAACACUGGCAUGUCAUGUGAUGCUUCGUCUUUCCUUUCUACCCUGUUGAUUUUAUGUACAGUGGUUUUCUUUUAUUUGUGCUUGUAGAUUGUUUGCAGAAUUGUCCAGAUGCUUCACAUCAUCUCUAUACUUUUCUCUUUGGCUUGUGCUUUAAUUGUUGACAUUUAUAGGUACUAUUGUAGUGGGUGGAUUGAUUUCCAAAAACUAUUCUAGAUAAAUCUCUUGAUUGGGAGGAUGAAGAUGCAGAAUGGACUUAGCUCAGACUUAACAGAAGCAAAAGUGAUUACACUGCUGAUGAUGAUUCUUCAGUUUAAAUAUCCACACUGCUUGACAGAUCUGUUUAAACUGUGGUUAAUUUACUUCAUUGGGAAAAACAAGUUAAUAAAGUAUAUCAGUGUUUACAUAGGUAAACAGUACUGCCACAGAUGAUAAAUGAUCAUACUUAUUAAUGUCUUGUAGAGAGAAAACAGCAUUAUAACAUACAUACAUAAUGGUCUGCAACAAAGCUGCAGAAGUAUACCAAGUUGCUCUUGCUGGUUUGUGAAGACAAAAAACCUCACUCUCCAACUGCUGCUGCUGCUGCUGCUGCUGCUACCAUGGCAUCAAGGGAAGGUGUACCGCACCUCUCAGUAGUCAUACUGUUAAUUUCUGAUUGAGAAUAAACAGUUAUAUUAUCCAUAAUUUCUUACAGAAAGUUGUUUAGAGUUCAUCUGUGUAUGCUUAUGACAUUCUGUAACAAUACAGUAACUACGCUGCCUUAGGUAUGGUAAUUAUUCUGAAUAUAAUUGAAAACAUACACAACUCAUUUAAUUUUUCUUUUGAAAUAGUAGGUAUGUACUUCUAAUGACUGUAAGGUGUUAAGCAAUGUCACAACUUGUUAGUGCUGCCAAAUCAGUUUAAUAUUGCAAUUAGUUUAAUAUUAUAGCAGUAGGAAUCCACAUUACAAGUACACUAAGAUGUUGUCUUUUCUUAUCCAUAAGUUAUGUGCAGAUGAAUUCCCUAUCCUUCAUUUUGGGAAUUUUUUUGUAUAGCUGCAAGCGUUCUUCUAUAUUAUGAUUAUAAUAGUGGUGUGGAUGUAAGAAGACAGGUGGUGGCAUGAUGCACAGUGCCAAGGAGCAUGUACCACUUCAUGCUCCAGCCAUUAAUGUAAUUGUAUCAUGUUUGCCUGUAGUACACACUCUGGGGCUGUGUUAAGUGUUGAUUUUCAUAUUAGUUUAGAUAUGAUGUGGUUAAUUAGCCACUAUACUCUUCAUUAUGAGUGACAUGCAGCAACACAAUAAGUAUUAUAUUAAGGAUCAACAGUGAUAGUUUCCAAAGCACAUAAAUUCUGGCAGGCAGAGCCAGAAGUGGAAACUGUGGCCAGAUACAGCGCUCACCCAUGCGUUGACAGUUAGUGGGGUAAGCAACAGCUGGAGUGUGAGGUACAGGAUGGGGCAGAGAGCACACUGGUCACACCAAAAAGUGUUCUGUCUGUCUCUUUGCACAGAAGCUGUUGUACAGCUGCCUUCUUACGUGCACCACGAUAUACUGAAAAGAUUUCUUCGAGCAACUGUGUAACUACACUUUUCCCAGGAGGCAGCAUCUACUACAGGAGGGUGUUAUCAAUAGACAUGGGUACAAAUUUCUUCACGUGAUGUUUUAGGACACCAUUCUAAUGGAUACACACAGUUUAAAACAGCAAUUUGUCUUUAGUGGAAACUCCUUACAUUCAAGCAACUGUGCAACAGAUUCAUGAUAAUUCCCUUGAAGGUUAAAGAAUGUGGCAUUGUUUAGAAGUACUAUGCACAUCAUGUCAACAUGAAGUUUCACUACCUCCCUGCCCUCUUUGCCCCCCCCCCCUCCCCUUUCCCAUAGAUCUGUCUUCACCACAGUCAGGUUUGGUUGUACCCAACUUACAAUGCGACUUACAAUGCAUAGGUGCCCCUCGAAUGGCAAGAGUGAAUCAUAUCAUCUUAGUAAUAGUAAUAGAUAUACUUUCUUCUGAACAUGCAGUUUGUUGAGUAUUUUGCUGAUGUCUUUGUUCCUUAUACAUUAGCAUUAUUUUUAUGAAGAGUAAUACCACAAAUUGUAUGUUGCUGUUACCUCUGGAUAUGCCAGUGGCUCUGAAUACCGGAAGAACUUUUGUUUCUCACUACAGCACAAUAGGGUAGAACACUCUCCACCUCAUCCCACUCCUACAAAAACAGCUGAAACACAAGAGUGCAGGCAGUAAAUUAAAUCUUGUGCUUACUGUUUGGGAAAAUAUUAAUGAAAGACAAUGGUGAUAUUUACAAAUAAAUUUAUGUAAGACAUGUAAUUGAACUAAUUUCAAAGCAUUAAUAACAAAUGAGACUGCAGGAAACAUAAUUGAUAUUUAUUUCCAGACUGUGUACAAUGUGAAAAGAUAAAGGAACAUUGAGCAUGUGGGACAAAAUUUUUUCUUUUUUCUUUUGUUAAUUUGUAAUAGUGUGUCUAGUCAUGUCUUAUGAGAAUUGGUUGAACAUUUGUGGGAAUUAAAUCCAUCUAAUUUUUUUUUGUGUCAUUAUAAUUGACAAAUAUUGUCUAACUAAACAUGUGUAACUAACAUGUUUGUAAUUUAAUAUGGAAAGAAAUUCUUUGAAAUCUUGACCUUCUCUUGUAAGUUUUUCUGUUACUGUUUUUAUUAAUAUGUGAUGAGAAGGUCUCACUGUUAUUUUUGGCGAAAAGAGAACCAUAACAAUACUUACAGCCAAGGUAACCCCUUUUUGAACCAUUUAGUAAUGAAACUAUGAAACAAACUGAAUUUGACAACAAGUUAUUCCUGGAAACAACUUUCAUUAUUUCAAGUAAGUACUGAAUACACAGAAAUGAGGAAAGGCUUUGCAACUGCUCUUGUUUUAGUUGAAUUAUAUACACACAACCACAUAGACACAUAAAUGCACCCACUGGCAGUGAUUUUUACUGAAGCCAAAGGCUGGGGUGUUUGGAGUGUCUGAGUGGUUAUGGGUGGUACAGUCUCUACUCAUUUUUGUUUGCUUCCAUCCUAGAAUUUCACUUAUAGAAGUUUGCAGAAUAUAUUAUAGAAUUGGAAUAUUCAGAGAUGUUUGAUCGUGGAGGUUCUUGUUCAUUUAAUAUAGGGAUUCAGUUGCUCUGUUUGUACCAAUUUACCCAUAUUGCUAAACUGUAUUGUUGAGCAGAAUCUUUUGUACAAUUUCGUACAAUCAUCUUGAAUUACCUUGUAUUUCUCCCUAGUCACACGGAAUCCCGUUUUGGAUAGGAAGGCAGCCAAAUGGAGCUUUGGAUUACUGUGAUACUGAUAAUUGUAAAUAUCAUUUGUAAAUGUUUUUGUAUAUGCUCAGCACGUUAUCUUAAAGUCUUGAUAAUUGUCGAUAGGUCUGUAUUUUUAUGCUGGAAUCUAGCUUCCGUAUAUGUUGAAAACUAAAACCAACUGGAGAAAGUGUUUUGUUAAUUUUAUAUUGUAUGUGUAAAUAGAUGUAAUUUUUUUAAGACUGAAAAAUUUUGAUGUCACAACUGGAAGCAUUGUAAUUUGUAUCAGACUGAUUUUUUUCAGCAAAUACAUAUUCUUAAUUACAA
Schistocerca americana (American grasshopper) is the source of this 9733-nucleotide messenger RNA. Its product is annotated as ankyrin repeat domain-containing protein 27-like. The transcript has 2 exons. Gene Ontology annotation, molecular function: guanyl-nucleotide exchange factor activity; SNARE binding. Lineage: Eukaryota; Metazoa; Arthropoda; Insecta; Orthoptera; Acrididae. Bases 149 to 3010 code for a protein of 953 amino acids. Gene Ontology annotation, biological process: early endosome to late endosome transport; neuron projection morphogenesis. The record is from RefSeq and is a predicted model, not a curated record. Gene Ontology annotation, cellular component: transport vesicle; neuron projection; tubular endosome.